Erythranthe guttata (spotted monkey flower) is the source of this 1220-nucleotide messenger RNA. NCBI's taxonomy places the organism in Eukaryota, Viridiplantae, Streptophyta, Magnoliopsida, Lamiales, Phrymaceae. The record is from RefSeq and is a predicted model, not a curated record.
AUGGACCCCAUGGAGCGAAGCAGGCUUGGAGACAGGUUUCGGGUUCAUAUUUCGAAACUCGUCGAUUUGUUGGGAAAGCCUAACGUUUCCGAUUUUUUUCCGGUUUUGGCUAGGUUUGAUUUGCAGGGAAUCGCGAAAGAAAUGAGGGGUGUGGUGGUUGAGGUGGAACGAAUUUUCGAUUGUUUUAUCGAUGCGAAAGUGAAGAGCAUGGCGGCUGGUGGUGGUAUGGAGGGUGAAGAAAGGAGUAAGGACUUUAUGGGAAUUCUUUUGGAGCUCAAGGAUAAGCAACUCGGAGAAGGCUCAACAUUUGGUUUAACUCAAAUCAAGGCGAUUUUGAUGGAUAUUGUUGCCGGCGGGAGCAAUACUACGGCAACGAUGGUCGAGUGGGUGAUGACCGAGCUUUUGCACAACCCGAGUAUAAUGCAAAAAGUGCAGCAAGAAGUAACAAAUGUUGUAGGAGCGAACAACGUCGUUGAAGAAUCCCACGUAUCGAAACUGCACUAUCUCGAAGCAGUUGUAAAGGAAACAUUCCGCCUACAUCCUCCAUUGCCACUCCUCGUUCCAAGGUAUCCGAGUGAAUCUUGCACGAUCGGAGAGCACACAAUCCCAAAGGGGUCAAGGGUCUUCUUGAACAUGUGGUCAAUCCACAUGGACCCGCAUGUUUGGGAGAAUCCUUUAAUAUUUCGACCCGAGAGAUUUUUGAAUGAUAACUCCGAAAAAUUUGAUUUCAUUGGAAACAACGUUGAGUAUCUUCCGUUCGGAUCGGGGAGAAGGGUGUGCCCUGGUAUUCCGUUGGCUGAGAAGAUGGUAAUGUAUUUGUUGGCAACACUCGUUCAUACGUACGAGUGGGGGUUGCCAGAGGGACAAAAGAUUGACCUGUCCGAGAAAUUUGGGAUUGUUAUGAGGAAAGAAACACCACUCAUUGCUGUUCCUUAUCAUAAAUAACCAAAUAUGAACUUGUUUGUAUGCAUAAUUAUGGGUUUUUUGCAAGGACCACCCCUCUAUAAUUUCGAAUUGCCGAAAAACCCCUCGUGUUAAAUAAAUUAGUAGGAACCCCCCGAUGAAAAUUAGUCAAAGGCAAAAAAUCCCUUGACAACAUGUCGUGUGUUGUACGCGCGGCUUGUGUAAGUGAGAGUGUAAUUUUUGACGUGAAAAGUCAAAAAUACCCUCUUAAAUUAUUUUAUAAAUAAACAUAAAUCCAAUUGGGUUUAAAUGCAAAU